GGUGUGGCUGUGUGGGCUGGCGUUCACAGUGCUGGCACAAGUUGUAAACACACCGUGUGGAGCGGGCGGACAGAAGCACAGCUACCAGCGGUGCGCGACCGCGACCACAGCCGGGUAGCGUCUUCCCUUUUCGUCUUCUUAAGAGUCACCCUCUCGGCUAGAGCGUCCCCUCUCUCCCCCCUCCCUCAAGCCAGCCUCGCGUCCCAGCAGUGGGCUAGUGUAGCGCCAGUCGGGAGACGCUGCUACGGGAAGUGUGGUGUACAGCACGGCGGCUGUGUGGCGUGUGGGUCAGGUGUGAGGGCUGCUCUCCCUGCCGCUCCCAUUGAUCUGACCGGACUAUUGCCUGUUGCUCCGCGCCAACGGGCCAGACACGCUCGUUGUUUCAACAAGUUGACGCAUAAAACUAGAUUCUGUCCAUAAUGACGCAGGGGCCCAAGGUCUGGGCGUCCGGCGCACGGGAAAGGCUCGGCACCUGAGCAAAGGCGUGGUGCGUGCGUGGCCUGUACCUGCCGUGAAGGACGGCCGUGUGUGGUGAGGCAGUAACGGGAGAAUAAUGCCAAAGUGAGUGUCGCUGAUCCAUUCCACGAGGUGCACGUUUUUACGCAACACAGUGCAGUGACGUUCUACUCAUAGAAAAGAGUACGCGUGUAAGUGUUUGCUCUUUAGUGAUCACCUUCGAGUGAAGGCAGAGCGAAAGGAAAGUCACAUAUAUCCAAGCAUCCCUUUCCGUCCACAAGAGGAGGAGGCAGCGUUGCACACCAUAACUGUUAUAUUCUGACGCUUAUCCUCGCGCCGUGGGAGAUAAUUGGUGAGUCUCGCGGGGAGGUAGUUCUGAUGCCUCCGUGGAUGAAUUACCUGGUGCCAUGGUGAUGGUGAGGCGCAAGCAGGCAGCCCCGCCUCGCUGCCCUGCGUGACUCCUCUCUUGCCAGCUGGGGCGGUAGCGGUAUGCUCCUGCCACGCCGUCUCUGUAGCCUCGUAGGGGGCUUUCUUCUGCUGUUCCUCUGUUUCUUCUACGUGCUGGAUCAUUACGAUUACCAGUACGACUCUCAUCUGGCAGUUGUGGGUCCAGAGUAUCCGACCCGGGAGUCACCACAGGACAGGCCGUGGCCCCGAAGCUUGGCACACACCCGCCCAAUACUUAACGACACAAGCUGGGCUACUGCUCAUUUAGAAAAUAAUGACACGGCAUUUUCAGAAUAUAGAAAGAGCAUGCCGUGUAAAAAAAAGUACUGGAGGUGUAACAGCAGCGUCCCGACAGAUCCCGAGCCACCACCAGAGGUCCUACAGGAGUUGGAGGCCUUUGGAGGCAGUGACCCUUCUAGCAGUCCGAUGUUGGAUGCGCCGUUAUGGACGCAAUAUGCUGAUCGUGGCUACACAGUCAUCGGCAGGAACGAGACAGCGGCGCGACGGCUGCCUCACGUCCUCAUCAUCGGCGCCAAGAAAUCCGGUACACGGGCGCUGCUUGCCUUCCUGCGCGUCCACCCUUCCAUCAGGGCGUCAGGGCCUGAGGUGCAUUACUUCGACAGGUUCUACAGCCGAGGCCUCUCCUGGUACAGGAGCAAGUUGCCGCUGAGCUUGGAAGGCCAACUGACAGUGGAGAAGACACCCGCCUAUUUCACUACGCCUGGAGUACCUGCCCGGGUGAAGAUGGAUCUCCCUUCUUGCCGCCUGCUGCUGGUGGUGCGCGACCCCGUCACCAGAGCGCUUUCGGACUACACUCAGAGCCUCAGCAAGCACAGAGCUCGGCGGCCUUUCGAAGAGAUGGCUUUCGUCAAGUCCUCCCCGGGUUUGGUUAACUCGGAGUGGGGUCCCAUCAGUGGGGGUCUGUACGCCCGACAUUUACAGCGCUGGCUUGACCACUUCCCGCGCUCCAGCAUCCAUGUCGUGAGCGGUGAAAACUUGAUUAAGGAUCCCGCCGUCGAGCUAUGCCGCGUGCAGGAGUUCCUGGGGUUACGGCGAGUCAUCACGGAAAAGCACUUCUUCUUCAAUGUAACCAAGGGCUUCCCCUGUCUGGUGAAGCGAGAGAAGUCGGGUCGUCCUCACUGCCUCGGCUCGUCCAAGGGUCGCUCCCAUCCUGAGGUCUCUCGUGAGACCUACAAUAUCCUCAGGGACUUCUAUAGACCCUUCAACUACAAGUUUUACAAAAUGAUUGGACAGAACUUCCGAUGGUAACAAUUUAGUGUGACCACAUGUCUCCCAUGUCCCCACAAGUAUGCCUCACAUAAUGUUCUCCCGCUUUCCUUCAUUCAUUGGUUCACAGGGAGUUAUGGACCAUGGGGCUUCCUGUCCAAACCUUUACUACUAAAUCUGUCAAAACCGCUUUACACUGCCCUCUUCGUACGUUUGUCUGGAGAUGGAGUGCGUCUUCUCUAACGUUACAUCUUUGACAGGAAAUUAAUCGGAGCUGCCAAAUAGACUUCUGUGAGACGACAAUGUUGUUGCUAGUAUUUAUUUAUGAAGCAAUAUAUGUAGAAAUGUUUCGAAGACCGUCAAUUUAUUGUUCCCAAUAACCUGUUGAAAUUUCUUCAUAAUGUUAGACCUUUGAACCGUAUAUAGCAUGAUCAAAAUAGUUUACCACAGAUCGCGGCCCCAACUUCCACAGAUUUGCUCGUGUAUUCCGGAACGGGUGUAAACUAACCUAACCCAGCCUGAUCUCACAUAGACAGACUGGUUUUAAUGUCAAUGACGACGCAUUCCGUUCUAUCUCCAGACGAGCGAACGAAAAGACUUCGGUCAAUUUUAGGUCAGGCAAGACUAUUGGACAAAACUUUCAUUGCUGUAUUUCUCUCCUCCUCCCUACUUCACCUCAACGAUGCCGAGAUGUCCCAAACGACCCUUUACUCUAACACUCUUACCUCACUUUUUUUUAAAGACCUUUCAGCCCCUUUGUGGAUUGGGUGCACAUGUUACCAGCAUGUAUGUUCAUUUGUGUGUGUGUGUGUGUGUGUGUGUGUGUGUGUGUGUGUGUGUGUGUGUGUGUGUGUGUGUGUGUGCCUGUACGUGCGUUGAUGUAUGUCAUGGCGCCGCUUAAUUUGGUGUAAGGAGGAGGUAGUGAGACUUGCGACGCUUCCCAUUGCAGCGCACAAGAGACCAAAUCAAUCCAGGAUAUGCCAAAUACUUGUUAUUCAUAAGCUAAAGAAAGCUGUCACGACGAGGUCUAGAGGGUAGAAUGAGGCCAUCAAUCAGGGAAGCGAUAGCCGUGGUGGCGGUGGUUUUGUUGAUUGAGUGUUUUUCUUUUCUUUUUUUAUUUGCCAAGAUUCAUACAUAGGUAACAAACCAUCCCUUAGUAUUCCUCCAAAGUCAUCCACUAUUACUAUCCCCAUAACAACGACCACCACCACCUCUGCUUCACUCACAUCUGCCUUGGCUCUCGAGACCAGUGACAGCAGGAUUAACAUAUCUAUCUCCUCUGGGAAACUUUUCUACCUUAUGCUACUUUUGUGCAAAAAUGACUAUACUUUUAUAGCCCACCAGCCAAGCCAAGUAAGUUCCUACGAGGGUUAGUAGAUGUCCAUUUUUGGAGAUCACCUCAUUUUACCUAAUAUAGUACUUCGGGACGUGGCUUCGUACAGGCGACGUCGCGACGCACUUAUGUAGGUCGACCGUGUGAAAAGAACAAGUAAAAUCACCAAAGAUAUAGAGAUGAAGGAAGAAGAGAUUUGCUGAUGAUAGUCUGAGCUUUUUAUCUCCUGUAUUUUUUCCACUUCCACUGAGACAAGAAGACAAAUAGUUUAAGGACACUAUAUUUGUAGAUAAUGAAUAGAGAAAUUACCGUUUA
This is a messenger RNA of Portunus trituberculatus (swimming crab), 3778 nucleotides long. RefSeq names its product heparan sulfate glucosamine 3-O-sulfotransferase 6-like. The transcript has 7 exons. NCBI's taxonomy places the organism in Eukaryota, Metazoa, Arthropoda, Malacostraca, Decapoda, Portunidae. Gene Ontology annotation, molecular function: [heparan sulfate]-glucosamine 3-sulfotransferase activity. The record is from RefSeq and is a predicted model, not a curated record. The coding region runs from base 946 to 2172 and encodes 408 amino acids.